CGCCUGAAUAACUUUUGAAGUCUUCCAUUUUUACAUUCAACAUAUUAUUCAACAAUGAGAAUAUACUGUCUAUUUGAUUCUGAUAACCCAUCGACGACCCUUGGCGGCCACGACGCUCAAGUGUCGGCCCACAUGGAUGUGCACUGCGAUGGCUGCGGCAACAGCAGGCUGGUCCACUAUCGCUACAAGUGCCUGCGGUGCCACGACUAUGACCUUUGCUCCACCUGCAAGGAGAAUGGUGUCUCAAACGGGCUGCACGAUCUCACCCAUCCGCUCCAGUGCCUAAUGGAUCGUGCCGCCCUUGAGCUGCACUUCGCCGGGGAGCCGAUUCCGACCUUGUGCGCCGAUAGCUUCACGUGCCCCGUGUGCGGCGAAAUGGGUCUGUCUGUCGAAGACCUGAAGGAGCACUGUAAGGAACAGCAUCGCUUGUCGCGCACUGUUGUUAUUUGCCCGGUGUGCGCAGCUGUGCCAUUAUCGCAUCCGAUUCGCAUCGCUCAUAUUGCCAGUCACUUGAUCUUCUUGCAUUCGUCCAACGGUCAGCAUGAUCCGGAGGCCGCUGCCAGUGGUGGUGGCUUCGAUUGGUCCCAGGACUUGGCCAUGGGCUCUCAGGACUUUGCCAUGGGCUCUCAGGACUUGGCCAUGGGCUUUGCCACUGGAGAAGCCACUGGAGAUGGCACUGGCAUUGGUAUAGUCACCCAACACACUUUUCCCACCGCCCAAGCUCCUCAGGUGCGCUUCCUUCUGCCCAGAAACACGGCCCCAUUUGCCGAAUCCGAGGAUCUCAGCGAUAGUGAGAGCUUGGACCUAUAAAUCCGAUGGCAUCAGAACGAAGAUCAGAAGCGCUCUACAUUUUGUGUAGGCAGCUUUUGGCCACACACUCGCACGCACACUCACACA
Drosophila erecta is the source of this 897-nucleotide messenger RNA. Its product is annotated as E3 ubiquitin-protein ligase KCMF1. Lineage: Eukaryota; Metazoa; Arthropoda; Insecta; Diptera; Drosophilidae. Gene Ontology annotation, biological process: synaptic signaling. The transcript has 2 exons. Gene Ontology annotation, molecular function: zinc ion binding. The coding region runs from base 55 to 810 and encodes 251 amino acids. The record is from RefSeq and is a predicted model, not a curated record. Gene Ontology annotation, cellular component: plasma membrane.